Vigna angularis (adzuki bean) is the source of this 1622-nucleotide messenger RNA. Its product is annotated as rhodanese-like domain-containing protein 8, chloroplastic. The transcript has 8 exons. The record is from RefSeq and is a predicted model, not a curated record. NCBI's taxonomy places the organism in Eukaryota, Viridiplantae, Streptophyta, Magnoliopsida, Fabales, Fabaceae. The coding region runs from base 54 to 1370 and encodes 438 amino acids.
UGGUAGACAGAGAGACGGUGGGUGAAGGUGGUAUUGGAGCGGCAAGAAAAAGGAUGAGGUGGUGCAGAGAGGUGUUCUCUGUGCGUGGGUCUGGGUCGGGUGCUCAUGCCAUUGCGCUGUCACUCGCACCUAUAGUUACUGCUUCCUUUUGCAGCAAAAGUCUUGUGUUGCCAUUCCAAAAUUUUCCUUUCGAAUUCAAACUCACUGACUCAUCUUCUCUUGCUCUCACCCAUCGUAAGCAGCUCUUACCCGCUGCACUGUCACUAACACAGCCCUCUACUGCAAGGGAGGACGAUUUUGAUUUUGUGGUCGUCAAUUUCUACCAUUUUGUGUUCAUCCAAGACCCACAAGCCGAAGUCUCCAAACACCGUUCUUUCUUGGAAUUGCAGGACCUCGACAUCAAUGGAAGAGUCUAUGUGAAUGAACAAGGGAUUAAUGCCCAGUAUAGUGGACCAUCAAAAGAUGCUCUGGCGUAUGUCAACUGGUUAAGACAGGAUAACAGGUUUUCUGACAUAUUGGUUCAGAUAUCUCCAUCAGAAAAUGGACAUACCUUUCCAGCAUUGAAGUUGCGUUAUAAGCCUUCAUUGGUACAGUUUGAAGGUGGUAUGUCACAUCUUCCGUUGCUUGAUCCUUCGAUGCGUGCAAUAGCUUUAUCACCAGCAGAAUGGAAAGAAAGAUUGGAAGCAGUCAAUAAAACUGAUCUUAGAGCAAAAGAUUAUCAUGACAGAGAUUUCAUUCUAUUGGAUGUCAGAAAUGGUUAUGAGUGGGAUAUUGGACAUUUUCGUGGGACUCAACGACCUAGUGUGGACUGCUUUAGGAACACUUCUUUUGGUCUUUCUCAGGAAGAGAUCACUGCUUCAGAUCCUUUAUCAAACGUGGAUAAAGAAAAGGCAAACAUAUUGAUGUAUUGCACUGGAGGGAUUCGAUGUGAUGUAUAUUCUACAAUACUAAGGAGGCAGGGGUUUCAGAAUCUAUAUACCCUGAAGGGAGGUGUUUCUCACUAUUUAAAGAACGAAGGGGCUGCUGAAUGGGUGGGAAAUUUAUUUGUAUUUGACUCCCGUUUGUCUCUCCCUCCUUCUGUCUACUAUACUGGGGCCACAGCCGAAGCAGAAUUAACUCCAGUUUCUGGAGAUGAUAAGUUUGCAAAAUGCCAUGUAUGUAAUUUGGAAGUGAGUGAAUUGAGACAUAGGAACUGCGCAAAUCUUGAUUGUAAUUUGCUUUUUCUAUGCUGCACAAAAUGUGUAAAGGAUCUAAGAGGUUGUUGUUGUUUGACGUGCACUACUGCUCAUCGGCUUAGACCUGUUUUAAAUGGAAUGCAGAGAUACAAAAAAUGGCACAACUAUCGGGAUAUGGAUUUGCCAGAGCAAUGACUAUUUCAACUUAAAUGCUCUUGUUAUCCAAUGGAUAAAGCUAGUUUCUCUAUAUUUUUGUUGUUUUCCAGCUGGCAUUGGUAUCUAUUGGAACACUAUAACUGUCAAUAAAUUUUCAUGUAUACAGGAAUUGAAGUGAUAUUGAAUUGAUGAAGUUUGCAACUCGAUGCAGUGAAGGUAAAGGUUGUGAUAGUAACAUCCUGGACAUUUGGUUUACGAUUUGAAAUGAUAAAAUUCAUGUAGAGUAUGUUG